AUGCACUACCUCUCGCACCACCAGGGAGUGCAGGUAGCAGCAGGGAGUGCAGGAAGCAGCAGGGAGUGCAGCAACGACGAUCGUGAGGUGGCAUUGUCAUGGUCGUUUCCUAUUCUUAACGUGUUUGUCUUCGGGAGCACUGCUUCGUCCUCAUCCCUCCUUCUACCCUCAUCCUUUCUCUACCCUCAUCCGUUCCCUACCCUCAUCCCUCCCUCUACCUCAUCCUUUCUCUACUGUCAUCUCCCCUGCAACCUCAUCCUCCCUGCAACCUCAUCCCCCCUGCACCCUCAUCCCCCCUGCACCCUCAUCACCGCAUUCCCUCAUUCAGGCAUCACUGCAUUCCUUAAUUCAGGCACCACCGCAUUCCCUCAUUCAGGCAUCACCGCAUUCCCCCAUUCAGGCAUCACAGCAUUCCCUCAGUCAGGCAUCACCGCAUUCCCUCAUUCAGGCAUCACCGCAUUCCCCCAUUCAGGCAUCACAGCAUUCCUUCAGUCAGGCAUCACCGCAUUCCCUCAUUCAGGCAUCACCGCAUUCCCUCAUUCAAGCAUCACCGCAUUCCCCCAUUCAGGCAUCACCGCAUUCCCUCAGUCAGGCAUCACCGCAUUCCCUCAUUCAGGCAUCACCCCUUUCCCUCUUUCAGGCAUCACCGCAUUCCCUCAUUCAGGCAUCAUCUCAUUUCCUCAAUCAUCUGGCAUCAUCCUCUCAAUCCCCUCUUUAUGCAUACUUAUCAUGCAAGCAUACCAAUAA
Molecule: messenger RNA, 747 nt
Organism: Closterium sp. Naga37s-1
Lineage: Eukaryota; Viridiplantae; Streptophyta; Zygnematophyceae; Desmidiales; Closteriaceae
Source: the annotation of a GenBank genome assembly